UAAGGCUUGGGUAAGAUACUUGUACAUAUAUGGCUUGGGUAAGACACUUGUACAUAUAUGGCUUGGGUAAGAUACUUGUACAUAUAUGGCUUGGGUAAGAUACUUGUACAUAUAAGGCUUGGGUAAGAUACUUGUACAUAUAUGGCUUGGGUAAGAUACUUGUACAUAUAAGGCUUGGGUAAGACACUUGUACAUAUAAGGCUUGGGUAAGAUACUUGUACAUAUAUGGCUUGGGUAAGAUACUUGUACAUAUAUGGCUUGGGUAAGAUACUUGUACAUAUAUGGCUUGGGUAAGAUACUUGUACAUAUAUGGCUUGGGUUCAUUUCUAAAUUGGAGGAUGCUCACUCUUUCCGCUCUUCCUGCUCCCACUCUUCUAUUUCUUUUCUCUUUUAUUAUCCCGGAGACUCCUCGUUUUCUCAUGAUGAAAAAGAGGAAAAUAGAAGCAAAAGAGGUUCUUCAGUGGCUUAGGGGAGAUGAUGUGGAUAUCAAAGAAGAAUAUUUUGAACUUGAAAAAAGCUUGAGUUGUGAUGUUGAAUUUGCAUCUUGGCCGGAAGUAAUAACAGAUCGAACUUUGCGAACACCCAUGUUGUUAUCGUUAGCUGCCAUGUACUUUCAACAGAUGAGUGGAAUCAACUGUGUUAUGUUCUACGCAAAGUCCAUAUUCCAUAGUGCAGGGUUUGUUACUUCAUCCCAACUUACAAUGGCAUUACUAGUGGUGGCCUCUGUUCAAGUCAUCUUCACUUUCGUAUCGUGUUUGAUUGUAGACUGCAUUGGACGGAAACUGUCAAUCAUUGUGGCUGCUGUUCUUAUGUCCAUAAGCCUCAUUGCAUUUGGAUUGUAUUACCAAAUCACAUCUAAUUAUCAAUGGCAUAAUGUUGCUAAGACAGGCAUCACCAGCCCGAAUCUGAACUGGCUGGCUUUAACUAGCAUGACAAUAUUCAUAGCAUCUUAUUCUGUUGGUAUUGGUCCUAUAGCCUGGUUAUUGGUGGGUGAGAUUAUACCAGUACGAGCACGAGAACGAGCUGCGGCUUUGUCAACUGGCUUUAACUUCUUUUUAGUCUUCAUUCUGACGUUGGAGUUUUCAAAUAUGAUCAGUGCUAUGACAUCACAAGGAACAUUCUGGUUCUUCGGCGCUAACUGUAUUCUGUCAAUCGUAUUCACUGUAGUGUGGCUGCCGGAGACAAACGGAAGAUCUUUAGAGGAAAUUGAAGAUUACUUCCGCCGGAAAUGACAUUUUAACCAUAAUUCGCGCGAUAUUUAUCGAAUAUUCAGAUUUAACAUUUUCUAAAAUAAAUGAUAAGAUUAUA
Molecule: messenger RNA, 1308 nt
Organism: Ciona intestinalis (vase tunicate)
Lineage: Eukaryota; Metazoa; Chordata; Ascidiacea; Phlebobranchia; Cionidae
Source: RefSeq, a predicted model, not a curated record